UAGAGGCGCGGCCGCGGAGUUGCGGAGCGCCCUGGAGGCCGCGCGGGGACCGAGCCUGGGUCCAGGCGCCGCCACCAUGGACAUCCCGCCGCUGGCCGGCAAGAUCGCGGCUCUGUCGCUCGGCGCCCUCCCCUUGUCCUAUGUGCUCAGCCACGUCUCGGCGCUCUCGCACCCCCUGGGGCUGGCAUUGAUGAGUGCCCUGAUCCUGGGUCUUCUUUUUGUGACUAUCUACAACUUGUCCCCCGGCGAGAUCUACUAUGACCCACUCUAUGCUGUAUUUGCUGUCUUCUCCUUCACCUCUGUGGUGGACCUCCUGAUUGCUCUCCAGGAAGAUGGCUACGUGGUGGGCUUCAUGGACUUCUAUAACAAGGAGGGAGAGCCCUACUUGCGCACUGCACACGGAGUCUUCAUCUGCUACUGGGAUGGCACGGUUCACUACCUCCUCUACCUGGCCAUGGCUGGUGCCAUCCGCAGAAGGAAGAGAUACCGGAACCUUGGACUAUACUGGCUGGGAUCUUUCAUCAUGACCAUCCUUGUGUUCCUCCCAGGAAACAUCCUUGGUAAAUACAGCUCAGAGGUCAGACCCACCUUAUUCCUUGCCAUCCCCUAUAUGCUAGUCCCAUGCUGGGCUGGCAUGAGGAUCUUCAACCAGUCCCGGGCACCAACCUGCUGUAACCCCACUAUGGUACAGGAGGAACAAAGAAAGGGCAUCCUGAGACGUCCAGUUGACCUGGCCCUUGUCGUAUACCUCACCCUCACUGGACUCUUCACCUUCUUCCGGGGCCUGGUGGUGCUUGACUGCCCCACAGAUGCCUGCUUUGUCUACAUCUAUCAGUACGAGCCAUACCUACGGGACCCCGUGGCCUAUCCGAAGGUGCAGAUGCUGGUGUACAUGUUCUACGUUCUGCCCUUCUAUGGCCUGGCUGCCUAUGCCCUCAUCUUCCCUGGCUGUUCUUGGCUGCCUGACUGGGCCUUGGUGUUUGCUGGAGCUGUUGGCCAGGCACAGUUCUCACACAUGGGUGCCUCCAUGCAUCUUCGCACGCCCUUCACCUACCGUGUGCCUGACGACGCCUGGGCCAGCUUCUUCGGGUACAACCUGCUGUAUGCACUGGGUCCCCAUCUGCUGGCCUUCCGCUGCCUGUGGUGGCCUGCCUUCUUCCUGCGCCCACCUCCUGGUCCUCUGGCACACCACAAGAAGGAGCAUUGACAGGGCUGGAGACGACCCAGGACUCGGUUUCCAUGCCCAGCCAACCCUGCUGUGGGAAGGAUGGGCUGGGUCUCUUAGAGAUAGGAAGUACAUCCCCAGGUGUCUUUGGUUCUGGCUAUGGUGGUAUCAGGCCAAUGAGCUGGAUGGGAGACCCAGGGGACACAUGUGCCCUUGAGGGCUAGACAUGUUCAACUGUCAUGGUACCCCAAUCCCACACAGACUGUUCUACUCCAGAAUUUACCCAUCAUACCCCCAUGGAUCCUUUUAGUAAAAAAAACCUUUUGAUGCCCAAAUAUUGCUGCUGCCUGAGUGUUUCAGGAUUCAGAGGUGAAGGACUUGCUUCACCCCAUGAGGGCCUACCUAUCACUGCCAGCAUGACCACCAGGAGCCAGAGGUGCUGGACAGCAGAAGUCGGCCUCUGGCUGGUGUGCACAGCUCCAUCUUCCAGAUGGGGAAAACGGAGGCUCAGAGAGGUCCAAAGACCAGCCUGAGGUCAGUCAGGAGAGAAACACCCAAAAUAUGACAAUAAAUUAUAAUAACAAAUGGUGUGGCACAGUUAUU
Messenger RNA from Nyctereutes procyonoides (raccoon dog), 1768 nucleotides. RefSeq names its product transmembrane 6 superfamily member 2 (gene TM6SF2). The transcript has 10 exons. Lineage: Eukaryota; Metazoa; Chordata; Mammalia; Carnivora; Canidae. The record is from RefSeq and is a predicted model, not a curated record. Gene Ontology annotation, biological process: regulation of lipid metabolic process; lipid homeostasis. Bases 77 to 1207 code for a protein of 376 amino acids. Gene Ontology annotation, cellular component: endoplasmic reticulum-Golgi intermediate compartment membrane; endoplasmic reticulum membrane.